AUAGUUAAGUUCAACUUGACCUAUUAGUGGCAGGAGUGAAAGAAAUCAAAAACAUCUGUUUUACAAAGGGCAAAAGUUAAGCCUAAAUCUGCAUUAAGCUCUCUGCCCUCUCUCUUUCUGCCUAAUAUGGUAUACUUUAACAUUAGACAUGUUUGUAUAACAACUUUACAUCAUUGCAUUUUGCUAUGAAAUCUAAUAGCUCUGAGUUGUGUGGGUUAUGAGAUCAACCUUUAAAGGACAGCACGUUGCUCUUAAACAUGGUAAACUGAGUCUUGGUUGCACGAUUUAGAAUAGGCAUUUUAAUUGUUAACACGUUAAUGCACCUGUCUCGUCGUCCACUCUUGUAAUAAUCCUCUCAAGCUCUUGGUGACGCUCUUUUAUAGUGUCUGACUCACAGAGGCUGUAGCGUGCUUUUAAUCCGUGUCAGUGGAACUGGAGCAUUGGGUUAAAGCCGAGGGCUGUGUAUGCAUGCGUGUUUGUGUGGGUGUGUAUGAAGAUGAGCAAAAGAGAGCAGAGAGAACUUGAGUAUGUGUGUAUGUGUGAGUUAGCAGAGAGAGAGAGGGAGAGAGAGAGGGAGAAGCUAGAGCAGCAGUGAAACGGGGCUACAGAGAGGAAUUCAAGCUGACACAUUCUCUAAUAGCGCAUCAUUAAAUCAGCCGGAGAAGCGGUGAAGCUUUGGAUUAAAGCAACAUUUUUACUUCGAUGCUUUCGAAUAUGUUGAGGAUUUAGCAUUUAUUUCGACAAUGCAUCUGCAUUUAACAAUAAUGGGGCACAGAAUAAACUUAAAAUGGUGGCUGCAUUUUUCGUUGCUUGGUCUCCUUUUCGGCUCUGCGCUCGGCGAGGUGCGUUACGUCCUACCGGAGGAGAUGCAGCGAGGCUCGGUUAUCGGUAAUGUGGCGCGGGAUCUCGGGCUGAAAGUGACGGAGCUCGAUUCUCGUCGAGCCCGGAUUGUUGCAGAAGGAACGAGCCAGCUGUGCGCACUGGACACCGCGUCAGGCAACCUCCUGAUCAGCCAGCGAAUAGACCGAGAGGAGCUGUGCGCGCAAGCCGCUGUCUGCAUUCUACAGUAUCAGCUCUUACUUGAAGACCCUCUUCAGGCAUACAGCUUAGUUUUGGACAUCACAGAUAUAAAUGACAACAGCCCCGUCUUCGCUGCGGGCGAGAUAAGACUGGAUUUAGUCGAAUCCACGGUUUUGGGGAGGCGUUUUCCUUUGGAGAGCGCGCAUGACCCCGAUUUGGGCACCAACUCUAUCCAUGAAUACAGGCUGAGCUCAAACGAACAUUUUGCACUGGAGAUGAGCACUCAUAUAAACGGCAACGCUUAUCCGGAGCUGGUUCUGAAAAAGGCUUUGGACCGCGAGGCACAAGCUGGACAUAUACUGAAAAUCAGUGGAAUAGACGGGGGGAACCCGGUCCGCUCAGGAACUGCAUCUAUUCAUAUUCGUGUUCUGGACGCCAAUGAUAAUGUCCCAGCAUUUAGCCAAAGAGUUUACAAAGCGUCUGUGGAAGAGAACUCACCCCCAGGAACUCUUAUAACGGCGUUGAACGCCAGUGACUUAGAUGAAGGUGUUUAUGGAGAAAUAACGUAUUCCUUCAGUCACAUGUCAGACAAAGUUGGAGGAGUUGUUGAGAUUAACCCUUUGAGUGGAGAGGUUCGGGUUACGGGUCUUAUUGACUAUGAGGAGGCCAGUUCUCACGAGCUGGACGUUCAGGCCAAAGAUGGUGGUGGUCAGGCCUCUCAUUGUAAACUUAUAAUUGAGGUGAUUGACGUAAAUGACAACAAACCUGUGAUAGAAAUUAAGUCAGCUUCUGCUAACGUGGCCGAAGACUCUAAGCCAGAAACUAUGAUUGCUUUAAUUAACAUUUUUGACCUGGACACAGGAAGCAGCGGGCGCGUCACGUGCACAAUCUCAGACAAUGUCCCAUUUAAAAUUAUAUCGGAGGUAAAAAACUACUAUAUGAUAGUAACCGAUGGAUUGUUAGACCGAGAAGUUCAGCCAGUGUAUAACAUCACAGUCACCGCCACUGAUGCGGGCUCUCCCUCGCUCUCUAGCGUGAAAGUUCUAACUGUCGUGGUCAAUGACAUAAAUGAUAACGCGCCGAGCUUCGCGCAGAGAGAGUACAACGCCAACAUCCUCGAAAACCAACCUGUUGGGACGUUUGUCAUGAACGUGAACGCGGGGGACGCGGACGACGGCUCGAAUGCCCGGUUGCGCUAUCGAAUUCUAAAAGACGGCGAAUCGGAAGCGUCGGCGUUCCUCACCGUAAACCCAGACACCGGGGAGCUCUUCACGGCGCGCCUCUUCGACUACGAACAGUUAGUCCACUUCCAAAUCAAGGUGGCAGCUCGCGAUGGGGGCGAUCCCCCGCUCUCCGCCACGUGCACCAUCAACGUGUUCGUCAGGGACCAAAACGACAACGCCCCCGCCGUUCUGUACCCCGUUCAGAGCGGCGGGUUCGUUGCUGAGGACCUGGUGCCGUUUGAAGCACCCAGAGGCUACCUGGUCACCAAAGUGGUGGCUGUGGACGCCGACUCUGGCCAUAACGCCUGGCUUUCCUACAAAAUAAUCAAAGCAACGCGGCCCAAUCUGUUUGUGGUGGGUCUGCAUACAGGCGAGAUCAGAACAGUGCGGGUUUUCAUGCAGGACGACGAGCCCAAACAUAACGUCGUUGUUUUAGUAACCGAUAACGGGCACGAGGCGCUUUCCGCCACUGCCACCGUCAGUGUAGUAAUCGGUAACGGGCUGCCUGUUCUGAGCGAACUUUUUGAGUUUGCAGAUGAGUCACAGGAGAGCGAUAACCUAACGCUCUAUUUGAUAAUCGCCCUCUCAGCCGUGUCCUCCAUGUUCAUCCUCUUAAUUAGCGGCGUGUUUUAUUUCAAGCUGUGCAGGCGCGGUUAUGUUUAUCGCUCCACCACCCACAGUCUCCCCGUUUUCCCCACGACCUACUACCCCACCAGUUUCACAGAUUUCAGCCACUGUGGCACCUUGUUGAACGACGAGCGCUACGAUUCCUUCCUAACCACCGGCUCGUGGAGAGGCGAUUUCCGUUUCAGCUCAAACACGGACACGGACACGCUCAAGAAAAGGAGCGCAGCCUAUCAAAAAAGCACUUUGAGGCGCGCGAGCACCGAUAGGGCCAGCCUGAAGGUGAGGCCCGGUGCGCUGCAUCCCUGUUACGUGGUCAAAUAAGAGUCCAUGGGAGCGGAAAGUAAAAACUCUACUGCGAAUUUAAUUGAGACCUUCUGACUGUCAAAGUGUUUUAAUUCCCUCUGCAUUUUUUAAAUUAUAGAUAUAUUUAUUAUUAAGAGAAUAAUGUUGUCAGGAAGAUGGUUCAGAUGUGAUAUUUAUCUUUGGAUGUGUCUGUGUAAAUGUAAUCAAUGUGUCAGUGCUUUGACCUUUGGCUUAUAACUGUAACUUCAACCUGGACCUGACCUUAAACACUGGUGGCACGUUUAAACUUUCCUGGAACACUUCUGAGCUAGAAAAAACAAUAGCAUGAAUAAUCGUUUUUUCUACAUUUACUUGUGACAGUUUUUAUUACGGUUUGCACCAUGUUUGUGACUUAGCAAUGUUUUUUUUUUUUUUUAUUGAUCUUCAACUUUAUAUUCUACAUACACUUUGUCACUGCUCUUGCUUUCCUCUCAACAUCUCACCACAUUGUUGCUUUAGUUUGAUAUCACACACUUUUGUGAUGUCUCCACGCUUUAUUCCUAAAUAAACCAGACAUAAACAGUUAAUGAAAACAAUCAUGGUUUCUCCUUCAUAUACAGUCUCCACUUUAUUUAUCUAAUUUCUUACUAGAAAUAUGCUACAACCAAUUUUACAUAAUACACUGUGUACUUUCACUAAAACACUUGCUUUACACUUUGAUACAGAUGGAAGCACUGCAAUACAUGUUGUAAUUUAAACUGUGUAAAGAAUAUUUGUGUAUUUAUUGAAAAAUAAAGAGAAUAUUGCUCCUUGA
This is a messenger RNA of Betta splendens (Siamese fighting fish), 3966 nucleotides long. Its product is annotated as protocadherin beta-15. Lineage: Eukaryota; Metazoa; Chordata; Actinopteri; Anabantiformes; Osphronemidae. The transcript has a single exon. Gene Ontology annotation, cellular component: plasma membrane. Gene Ontology annotation, biological process: homophilic cell-cell adhesion. The record is from RefSeq and is a predicted model, not a curated record. The coding region runs from base 744 to 3191 and encodes 815 amino acids. Gene Ontology annotation, molecular function: calcium ion binding.